This is a messenger RNA of Cucumis melo (muskmelon), 321 nucleotides long. RefSeq lists its product as uncharacterized. The record is from RefSeq and is a predicted model, not a curated record. Lineage: Eukaryota; Viridiplantae; Streptophyta; Magnoliopsida; Cucurbitales; Cucurbitaceae. The coding region runs from base 1 to 321 and encodes 106 amino acids. The transcript has a single exon.
AUGAAGCAUUCAUCUGCUCGUAAUGUAAUCGAAAGAACAUUUGGUGUCUUGAAGGGUCGAUGGGCGAUACUGCGGGAAAAGUCAUACUACCCUGUAGAAGUCCAAUGUCGUACAAUAUUUGCGUGUUGUCUCCUCCACAACCUUAUCAAUAGAGAGAUGACAACCUUUGAUAUAGUGGACAACAUAGAUGAGGUUGAUUCCACCCACGUGACUAGUGUCGCCGAUGACUUACAUUACAUAGAGACGUCCAAUGAGUGGACUCGGUGGAGAGACGACCUUGCUGAAGAAAUGUUUAGUAAAUGGAAGUUGCGUAACCAGUAG